This is a messenger RNA of Phaedon cochleariae (mustard beetle), 774 nucleotides long. The record is from the annotation of a GenBank genome assembly. Lineage: Eukaryota; Metazoa; Arthropoda; Insecta; Coleoptera; Chrysomelidae.
AUGGCGACCAUGUUAGUGAAAGACAAACUGAUGGACACUUCGAAAACGGUUCAGAAGCCGCCGAAAAAGCCCGCGAAGAAGAAAGCGUCCUCCAAGCCGGCCAGAUCUGAACAAAACAACAACGACAAUCCGCAGCGUUCCAGCGCAGAGAACAAGAACGACAUGCUGGCGGCCUAUCAGCCGUGGGUCAUCCAGACCUACGGCGACUUGGCCAAAACGAAGACCAUCACAUUGAAAAAGUACGCGAGGAUUCUGCGCACUCUCAGAGGCGAAGAGAUCGUGAGUGCGGACAACAGUAAAUUCCGCUUUUGGGUGAAGGCGAAGGGGUUUUGCGUGGGGCAACCGGCGGGGUAUGAGGCAAAGCCGGCAGAUGGCAUCGUGGGACGGUACAGUGUUUGCGAUUCGGACGAGGGGAUACCGCCUCUGAAUGAUAAGCUGAUGGGGAGCGCCAAGGACCCACCUUUGUAUGUGCCGAACGCACCCUUCAAGCGAAAAUGCUGCAAAGCGAGUAACCAAUCAAUUUUUGAUCCUUGUCCAUUCCUGCUCAGCCCUCAGCGGGUAAUGGCGUGUAAAUCCGUUGUCGAUACGGAUCGACAGCCAAAAACGUCUGGAGUGGAGCGAAGCAGGCGAGGCUUCAAGGGAAAGUGCAAAGAGACGGAAACUCCGAAGACGGGGACGAGAGGGCUGCAGAUGGGAGAGUCGCAACUCGCAAUAUCCCGACAGGCUGCGUCGAGCGUGUCAUUAUGGAAGAUUGCACAGCCCGCUGCCGAUUAG